Messenger RNA from Adineta ricciae, 1953 nucleotides. The record is from the annotation of a GenBank genome assembly. Lineage: Eukaryota; Metazoa; Rotifera; Eurotatoria; Adinetida; Adinetidae.
AUGACAUCGAUUCGUAGUGAAUAUUUGUUGAAAAACUCGAUUUCACUCGAUUACGGAACGAAACUGAAUUCAUUGCAGGAUGACGAUACGAAAUCUCAUUCGAGUUUGAAUAUUGAAUCAUCAAAUGGAUUGCAUUAUCUUUCAUCACCACCAUUGCAUGGUCAUUCAAGUCAGCGACAGUCUUCGAAUAAAAAUUUAUCAAAUUCGAUCAUUCAACAUCGAAAUUCUCACGAAAACGGCUUCACUGUCAAUGGUUCGUUCUUCGAUGAACAAAUCUUUCAACCUGCACGUUCUUCUUAUGUAACUGAUUAUGUCAAUACACCACACGAUUGCAAUCGAUUUCUUGAAGGUCAUCAUCUCGCUUUCACAUCAUCAUCAUCAUCAAACUUAGAUGCUCAUCUAUAUAAAUUAGCAUUUAUUAUUACAUUAUCCGAUCAGUGCGUCGAUAAAGAACUCUUACUCGGACAUUACCCACCUGAUGAUGAUAAUCAUGAAGAUAAGAUUCUCGAAGCAUUGUCAGUAUACAAACGUUUCUGUUUCCCUGAAUUGAAUUCCAAUCAUCGCAAUGGUGGACAACUUAUUACUGAUUCUGCUACGUACAUCUUUACACGAACACUUUCCAAUGGUCAAGUCGAAUAUGGUUAUUGUCGGCGACUAUCAAAAGAAUACAAUCAAAUGGCAGAGUAUCCAAUUGUCAUUUGCAUUGUCUCAUCUCAUUCAUAUUUCAAACUCUACGAUGCCAUUUUAAAUGAAUUGAUAAAAGCAUAUAUGACCAACGAAAUGGAAUGCAGUCUUCUAAUGCAGGCAUUCUAUUCCAAGCCAUUGCCUAUGCCUAAUUUAAAUUCAUCAGGUGUCACUUGUGUACUAAACGAUCGUCGUUUGUUUUUCUAUGUAUGUCCGCGGGAUGAUCGUCUCAAUCAUGAUUAUUUUUCAACCCUACUUUCUUGCCUGUCCUCCUAUCAAAUUAUUUAUUUGUUUGAGUCAAUGUUACGUUCGAAACGUAUCUUGCUUUUCUCACAUUACCCAUCGAAAUUAACCAAAUGUACACUAGCUCUUUCAUUACUUAUCUAUCCAUUUAUAUGGCCGUAUUCAUUCGUUUCUCUGAUGCCCUCGUCAUGGUUAACUGACCUAUUGGAUAGUCCAUGUCCGUAUAUAUACGGUUGUUUGCGUGACACAAUGCAGCAAAUACCUAAAGCACCAGAUAGUGAAACGCUGAUUGUUGAUCUCGAUCUAUGUACACUGGACGGAAAUCUCGAAACAACAUAUUUGUUACCGUACAAUCUUCGACAAAUUUUAGAAUCUUCACUUGAUUAUGUAGCAAGAUUUCGCUUACUGAGAACCAAUUCCAUAUUAACUAAUAUUGCCGUUAGUGAAGCAUUUCUAUCCGUAUUUACUGAACUACUCUAUCGUUUACCGGACUUUUUCAAACGUAACAAAUCGUCAAUAACGGAGAAAGAUCAGCAAUCUUCUAUAGGUCCAGAUCGUCUUCAACAUCGUGAUAGUGGCAUCGAUCUACAAUCACUUGUUUCAAUGGAAUUAUCACAAGUAAUUCUAAAUAAUGAACCGAAGGCUGUAGAUAAUUAUCUUGGGUAUGAAUUUCACACAGAUGAAUUCCUUCGCGUGCAAAUCACUCCGUCUUACGUCAUAUUUCUCAAAGAAUUUAUAUCCGGUAAGUUUGGUUUCCUGAAAUAUUUUCAACGGAUUCGUUCUUCUUGUUUGAUAGGAAUGCUGUUUAUGAAAUUCCUCGAUGAUUAUCAACGAAAUAGUGAGAACACGUUUUCACUUUUCAUUCGCCGUUUGAAUGAACGACGUCAGCGAUCAAACGAAGAUCUCACCAUCAAUCCGCUGAUUCGAUUUCGUCAAACAUUUGAUCUCCUGGAAAAACAAAUGAAACUAUCAACAAAGCCAACAAACCCGUCAUUCUCGAAAUUCUUGAGAAAAAUUUUCGAAUAA